AUGCAGGUGCCUGAGCUUGUUGGCUCCUGCUGCUCAUCUCUGCAAGUCCCACCACCUUCACCUCUUAAACCAAUCUUCCCACCCGUGAUUGAGCUGCCACACCAGUGGAACACACGCUCACUCUCGCCACACUUCUCGCAUGACGCUGCCGCUGCUGCUGCCUUCAAGGCUCUAUUCAUUUUGCCCGUCCUCACUGGUGCUGGCACCAGCAUUGCAGCUGUGCAGAGCAAGUCACCACUGCUCACGCUCAUGCUUGCGCACCUGCUGCUCACUCAGCUUCCCUAA
This is a messenger RNA of Phanerochaete carnosa HHB-10118-sp, 285 nucleotides long. RefSeq lists its product as uncharacterized. The coding region runs from base 1 to 285 and encodes 94 amino acids. The record is from RefSeq and is a predicted model, not a curated record. The transcript is spliced from 2 exons. NCBI's taxonomy places the organism in Eukaryota, Fungi, Basidiomycota, Agaricomycetes, Polyporales, Phanerochaetaceae.